AUGGAGAGUGAAGAAGAAACUGAAGAAUACAACACUUCAGAAGUAGAUUGGGGAGAAGAAGCUGGUCAAGAUUGUUGGAGUGAUGGAGAUGAUCAUACUGAUAGUUCUUGGUGCGUGAACUCUGUUCCAGAGUAUGCUCUAAAUGUUGAACAAGAGUACCAGGAGGAGGAACAAGAGCCACUGGACCAAUACUCAAGUUGCUAUGGUCCCAAAUCCCAAGUCACCUAUGUGGGUAGUUCUGAGGAGAAAUUCUAUGUUCAAGCUUGUCCAAGGAGAAUGAAAACCACCAUGUCUACACCAGCAAGACCUUACCAGGGAAACCGAUCAAGCCAUAUCCAAAGCAAUCAAUGGAACCACAAUGGUAAUCAUCUUAGGCAGAAUCGCUUGGAUACAUUAACUAUGCAAUUUUCAGGUCAUAAGGGAGGACCAAGUGCAUACCUAAGGUGGGAGGACGACAUGGAGCAAUGGUUUAUAGCUUGGAGAAUUCCAGAGAAGUUACAACCAUCUUAUGCAAGUGAUACCUUAGUUGGAGAAGCAUACAAAUGGUGGAGCCAGCUUGAUGCUGAUCGGCUCUAUUACAAUGAUCCACCUUUUACUUGGGCAGAGUUGAAGAGGCUCAUGUAUAGGCAGUUUGUGGAAAGAGCACAGCACAAUCAGAAGGUGUCUACAAACAGAGUGGUACAACCCCAAGUCUUGCAGCCGGCAAUCAAGAGGCAAAGCUCAAAACCAGUGCAUACACCUCAAGUCAAACAAAACCAAGGUGAAUACUUUAAAUCUUUAGAACCACCUGAGGUUAUUUGUUAUAGGUGCCAAGGCCAUGGUCAUCUUGCAAAAUAUUGUCCCACAAAACGAGCUGUGAAGUUAGCAAAAGAAACUAACUUGGAGGUAAGUGAUUCCUUUACUAGCAUGGAUGAUUCUUUUGAUAGGAUAGAUAAAAAGUUUGAAGAACUUCUCAACUUGAUGAAAGCUAGAUAUAAUUCUGUUUCUAGUAAUUCCAUGACUGUCUUAACACACUUGUCUAGUGCCCAAGAGGUUGAAAAUAUUUCAGGUACUAACAUGGAAAUCAAGGAACAAGAACCCAACCUUGCUGUGCAAGCAAGUCCAAGACUUGAAAUUUUUCAAGUCCCAACUAAUGAUGAGGUGAUUUCUGAACUUACUGUGAAUAAUCCUACUUAUCAAAACACUGGUAUGAUGCACUUGCACUCUGUCCAGAAUGUUGAUGCAGGUCUCAGUGAAGGCCAAGAGAAUGUGUCUGAGAGACUAGAACAAGAAGAAAUCAUCCUUAAACCCGAUCCACUUCAGGUCCUGAUAAAUGUGAGGAAAAACCAGGCAGUUUAG
This is a messenger RNA of Raphanus sativus (radish), 1338 nucleotides long. RefSeq lists its product as uncharacterized. Lineage: Eukaryota; Viridiplantae; Streptophyta; Magnoliopsida; Brassicales; Brassicaceae. Bases 1 to 1338 code for a protein of 445 amino acids. Gene Ontology annotation, molecular function: zinc ion binding; nucleic acid binding. The record is from RefSeq and is a predicted model, not a curated record. The transcript has 2 exons.